This is a messenger RNA of Lactuca saligna, 1179 nucleotides long. The record is from the annotation of a GenBank genome assembly. Lineage: Eukaryota; Viridiplantae; Streptophyta; Magnoliopsida; Asterales; Asteraceae.
AUGGCAAGGCGCAAUCACAUGGAUGAUCCGGUUGCAAUUCGUCUUGUCGUUUGGAAGAAAAAGGAUGAGGAAGAAGAUGCCAUCGAUCGAUCUAGGUUGUUAGCCAUGAAUAGUAAUCCAGCUACGCCGAUGAACGCAAAUGCUCCGUCGUCAAGCUCCGGUGGCGCUGGAUCCCCCGAUUCAACUGCUCCAAGGAGAAAUUCGAAACGACCUAAAUAUUCUAGGUUUACACAACAGGAGCUUCCGGCAUGUAAGCCAAUUCUGACUCCAAAAUGGGUGAUUUCAGCUUUCAUGCUUGUAACCAUUGUCUUCAUACCAAUAGGACUUGCUUCCCUCUUUGCUUCUCGUGAUGUAGUUGAAAUCAUUGACCGAUACGAUAAUGCCUGCGUACAAGGGUCAAAAAGUCAAAAGGUGGAAUAUAUACAAUCCAAUGCAAGUAAGACCUGCACAAGAACCUUGACAGUCACAAAGCGUAUGAAGCAGCCUAUAUACGUGUACUACCAACUGGACAAUUACUACCAGAAUCAUCGGAGGUAUGUGAAGAGCCGAAGUGAUCAGCAAUUAAGAAACCGUGGUGAUGAAAAUGACACAAGUUCAUGUAAGCCUGAACAUAAUGCAAAUGGGAUGCCAAUUGUGCCAUGUGGACUUGUAGCAUGGAGUUUAUUCAAUGACACCUAUGCAUUCUCCACCAGAAACAACCAAUCAUUACCCGUAAACAAGAGACAUAUUUCAUGGAAAAGUGACAGAGAGGACAAAUUUGGCAGUGAUGUUUUCCCAAAAAACUUCCAAAAUGGAAGUCUUAUUGGUGGUGCACAUCUCAACGAGUCCAUACCAUUAAGUGAGCAGGAAGACCUUAUUGUGUGGAUGAGAACUGCAGCUCUCCCAACUUUUAGAAAAUUGUAUGGAAAAAUAGAAGUGGAUAUUGAAGCAGGAGAAACUAUAACUGUUGUAUUAGAGAACAACUACAACACUUAUAGCUUUAGUGGCAAGAAGAAACUUGUGCUUUCAACCACAAGUUGGCUUGGAGGAAAGAAUAACUUUAUUGGCAUCGCGUAUCUUGCUGUUGGUGGAUUGUGCUUCAUACUAGCUACAACUUUCACUCUCAUAUAUUUAGUUAAACCAAGGCAUCUUGGAGAUCCGAAUUAUUUGUCAUGGAACAGAAACCCAGGUGGUCAUUGA